UUUCAUCGCUGCGGGCUUAUCAGCAUUCUUAUUCCGAACUCCUCCAUCCCAGCGUGUCUCAUCCAUCCCUCCUGUUUCUCUUCUUCUUCCUCUUCUCCUCUUCUUCUCUUCUACCGACCGUAUAUUUACACUCACACCAUUACCUCCUUCCUCCCUCCCCCGUUAGAUUCCCCGCCCCAAACAAAGUUGAUGCGUUAAACUCGGAUCCGCUUAUCCGCUUUACACAUCACACCACUCACUACACACAUACACACUUCCAACUCCAUCCACCAAAUACAUCCACACCGGCAGCUAGCAACCAGCACAGACCACGGCAAUUUGCGAUCGCUGAACGCCACCAUUUCUAUACCAUCAACAAAUAUCCCCAAAUACCAAUAUAUUUCUAGAGAGUUGGUGUAUAUACCACAAGUCGCUUCAUCAUGACCAAGCUCAGUGACUCGGCCAUCAUCGUCAUCGUCAUCGUCGUGUGCCUCGCCCUCGUCUCACUGGGGGCCGCGCUCACGAAACAAUUCUGGCCUGAGGCCCCCCAACAACGCUACAACUAUCCCGCCGAGCAACAAUCCUACAUGCGAACUGUCCGUCUGAAGAACCUGGGCAUCUUCCAACGCGAGUCGAUGAGUAUGCCCGGGAAGAUGCCCGCGCCGGUAGCGAGGGAUGUAGAGUCAGGCUACUCCGAAAAUGAAUCAUCGCAUUACUAGUCGCAUCCAUACCUUCCUUAUUCCUCCGAUGUCUUCGAUUGAUAUCCUCACACUCCUUAUCGCGGCCAUCCUCGACUCGUGACCUACUCUUUAUCUUUCCCUAAAAAGCGAAUUCCCCAGCAAGCAAGCAUCGCGUUAACCUCUACCGCAUGUACGAUUGACGAUUACGCAUUGUCCGAUUACCACUUUGAUUUUGACUUACUGAUUGAUGGACGGGACCUGAACCGAAUGUUGUGUCUUUGCGCCAUGGUGCGGUGUUGGAAUUGGCGUUGUAUCAUAUUAUAUCCUGGUUUUUGGUAUAUAGGUUGCUUUUGUGCUGACUGUUUGAUUUGUGAUUAUUUAUUUACCUUCUUGUUCAUUCCUUGAGCUGAUUGUUUCUGGUGGUGGAUUGGAGAUACAUACCACUUACACAUAUAUUCCUCCUACACGGUCAACAACAUGGUUUUCAACAUACUUUCCAUCUCUUUAAACUCUCCAGCGCCAAUCAACCACAUACAUAGCGACUUAUUGACUAUGGCUAUUCCACACCCUCUCCAA
This is a messenger RNA of Aspergillus welwitschiae, 1235 nucleotides long. RefSeq lists its product as uncharacterized. Lineage: Eukaryota; Fungi; Ascomycota; Eurotiomycetes; Eurotiales; Aspergillaceae. The record is from RefSeq and is a predicted model, not a curated record. The transcript has 2 exons. Bases 420 to 698 code for a protein of 92 amino acids.